CAUUUUAGCAUGAAUGAGGUCAUAUGCUACUAAAGUACUACUUACACUAGGAAACUGAGAUGAAUUGAAAGUAGCACAGCUAAAAAAGGGAAGGCAACAGGUGUUUUGUUAGAUAGCAGAUAUUGGCUUUUUUUACAUCUACAGAAUAACUGAUACUUCAUCCUAAAAAUUGUUACGAAUUUGCAAGUUUCUACUACUGAGUAUCAGUAAGUCCCAGUGUUCCUAAUUUAGGGUAUGUUCCUUUAAGGUGUUUUGGUGAAUAAAGCAUGAUACCCUCUUCUAGCAUAUCACCAGUUUCAUAAUGUGAUACAGGAUUGAAAGGACUUUGCUUGGGUACCAGGUAUCUGAUGGCUAAAAGUAUGCUGGAAACGAAGCAGGGCUGACUGUGCUUCUGCACAAAAACUCUGGAGUUAUCAGCAUUCUUUACUUUUCACAGGGAUUACUGUAAGAUACAUGUGCAGCCUGUUAUACAGAAGUAUUUUUUGUGUUGCAAUACAUGAGAGAGUAAUUUUCUUAGAUGCACAGAUUUUAGUCACCUACUUAGUAAAUAAGAGAAGUGGGAUUUAUCUCUACCCAAAAGUUACAAUGCCUUUGAAUAUUAAUUUGAGCAAGUCAUGGAGAAGAAGCAUCCUGGACUUCAGUUUCCCCAAUGUUUAAAAUAGAGAUCUUCCCUAGUUUAUUGUUAUAAUUUAGAGAACCUUUUAAAAUGUACUGUUUAAAUCCAUAUUGCUGGGAGUUUCAGCACCGCAGCCCCAAUAAUAACUAGGUGAUAAAACUGUUGCAGUCAAAUCAUUCAUCCUGAUGCUUCUAAUAUGAUGUUCUGUAUACAGAGCUCUAUAAUAUUCUCACAUUUUAAAAGUAGGCUACCUUCCAUAAAGUAGUAGUUUCAGGUGACUAAUCAUUGGGUAAAGUACAGAACUGAUAUUUAAAUGCAAAUCAGAGGCCUUUUGGUUUGUGCAGUUUUGGUAUCUUAGCACAUGAUUCACAGCUUUCAGAAGCAGCACACCCGUUAGAAGAGGAGUGUGCAUAUGAAGUAAAGUACAGGUGGUUCCCCCUUCUUUUGUAAAGUGCGUAUAAUAAUAAUACAGACAACUAGAAACACUGACAUUUUAAAAACAUGCAUACAAUGGAUAGAAACCAUAAAAUGAUUAUGAACUCAAUUUUCAAACAUACUAUUUAAGCUGAGUACAACUGAGGUGUCAGUCUGGAAAUGUGGAGCGUCAGAGCCAUCUGAAAAAAACAUCCCUGUGCUAUUCAGACAUAAUUUCUGUCCACGACCCUUACUGUCAUGGCUAUUGAAGAUUUUGCAUGUCUUCAGAUUUUACUUAGCGAGCCUUUUUUAGGCUUUAAGGCUUUACUGUAAUGGCAUCUAAUGAAGGCACUCAUACCACCUAAAUACCACCUGUCCAUACAAAGCAGAAGAGGAUCUUGGGAUCUGGGGGAAUCUGGAAUUCUGUGGAAACUGAAGCAGAAUAUGUUUAGUGAUUUCACUGGAGCCAGGAUUUUCUGUGUCUUCAAACAAAUACUGUCACAGUAAUAGGACCUGGACCUGGAGAUCAAUAUCAACUGCUGAUGGUAUUGAGCCGUAGAAUGUUAUUUGCAGUAAUAGUUGUGAUCAGAGACAAAUCUCUUUCCCUCCUCCUUUGGAAGGAGACGUAGGGAGGAACCCUCAGUCUUUUCAGAAAUACAUCAAGAGAAGAGAAAAUGGUCAGCAUAGUCCGGGGCACGGUCCUGCUUUUCACUAGCUCUCUGGGCCAGAGCCCGUAGCCUGCUCCGAAAUCACACUGCAGUUAGAAAGGCAGCCUCACCAGAUACCUAACUAAUGGUGUAGCUGUCUGAUACCCUCCUGGGUCAUUGCUGGGGGAAAUGCAGUGUGGGUAGAAUAUCUUUGCAGUUUAGUCAUUUCGAAGUAUGAAAAAGGUCUUUUGAGGCCACAAGGGCAACUGCUGGCUUCCUGAGAUCUGCACUGAUUAGAUCAAUGCUGGGCUAGGGCCAGAAGGUGAGAGGGCAGGAAGGAUGAAAAUUUGACUUCAGAUCUUCACGUCUCUAUUUGUCAUGCAACCUCUCUAGAUCUCAGCUGAGCCAAGAGAAACUAGCAAUGUGCCUAUACAGGAGAUCUGGGUUAGAUAAACCUUUUCCAUUUGAAAUUUAAAAAUAUAAAAUAUACCUUCAAAAUACAUUUUGAAAUAUAAAAGGAGAAGCCCCUUUUCAAGCACAGAACAAUAAAUGUAAAGAUAAUCUGUAUAAUCAUUCCGUAAUUUUUCUCCAUUUGUUUUAAUGACUGUGAUAGCAGUCAAUCGAAGAAGUCACAUAGGCAGUACUUGUGCAUGACACAGCUACAGAAAAUAAAAGUUUAAGCUGAAGAAAAUACGUCUUGUGAUACUUAAAAGAUUUGUCUAUUCAUUGCUUGCUUGUGGUUUCAAAACUGACAAAAGCUAUCUGAAAUUGCACUAGGAAAUCCUCGGAGUUCAGUCAAAUCUCUGAUUUAGUCAGCUUCGGCUAUCACUGCCAUCCCCAGCCCAUCUAUAAAUACAUCUGCUUUCACAGCCUACACAUUCUGAAAUUUGCCCGUUGCCUCCUCAGAAGUGUGGGGCCAUUGUCUGCUGUUAGACAAGCCCAGCUUGACCCAGGCCAACACGAACCUAGCCUGACAGGCCAAGCCCAUCCCUCGUUGUUAGCUUUGAUAGUUGCUGCUAUCAUUUGAUAGUUCGCUUGUAGCCAGUCCAAGUUGGCAGUGUCAGCCCAAGCUGAUUGGAGCUGCAGACAUUUUUGCUGACUGGAGUCAUGCUAUCUUUGCCAGUUUGCUGGAAUAGACACAGACACUGAUUGGGUCAUGCUGAAAACAUUCCUGUCCUAUGAAGCAAGUCUGUUUGUAUUUUAGGUUUGCCAGAACUAAUGAAUUAAAAAUCUUGGGCUCGCCACAGUUUGCUGCUUAAUAAUGCUUGUGACAGAAGGAUUUUUUCCUCCCUGAAGUGUGACAGCAUCAUAAUCCCUCGUCACUGGCAAGGAGAGGAAGGAAAAGCGGAAUUGUGGAGAAAAGUGGAAAAGGGUGAUCUUUUGGGACAGCAAAGCCUAUGGGAAGUGCAGGUAGCAGCAUGUUGCCCUGACAGCUGUCUCAGCUUCUCAGACCUUGUCAGUUUGUUGCUAUGCAGCAGGUGCAGCCUUUUCUUUUAUUGAAGCUUUACUCCAUAAAGGCAACGACAAGCCAAGGCAGUGGCUGGCCCUGGAUUAUACAAGUGCAGACACUCGGCUAAGUGAGGGUUUCAUCUCAGUAAAGCCACUUUUUGGAACUGGUCUCAGAAGAAAGACUGAGGACUGAAUAAGGUCCCAAUCCAGGAGUCAAACCCAUGCAGACAGACCCCUUCACCUGCACAGAGUUCCACUGAAGAAUCACCAUCAAGCUGGAACAAACAAGUAAAAGCAUUGACUCAAGUGCCCACAUGAUCACCACCGCCAGGGUACCUGCUGAUAAGCCAGUACGAAUUGCCUUCAGCCUGAAUGACUCCCCAGAUGAUGCUUCGUCUGAAAACUUCCCUUUGGCAUUUCCAGAACUAGAUCAGCAGCUGCAGCCACUGCCUCCUUGUCAUGACUCUAAGGAAUCUAUGCAGGUGUACAAACAGCACUGCAAAAUAGCAGAAGAGUACCAUGAGGUCAAGAAAGAAAUUGCUCUGCUGGAAGAAAGAAAAAAGGAGCUGAUUGCCAGGCUGGAACAAGUGGAAAAAGAAAGCAUGGAUGCUGCUCAGCUGGCUAAGGAGUACGCAGAACUGACAGAGGAGAACCGAACACUGAAGCUGGCCCAAACGCAGUGUGUAGAACAACUGGAAAAGCUCAGAAUACAGUACCAAAAAAGACAGGGGUCCUCAUAACUCUCAACUAGCUUAUGUGAGGCAGUUAAUACAGGAUUGGUCCUGUGCUGGAAAGAGAUUUUAAAAUAAAGGUCUGUUUAAUAUGUUAUAAUACUUUACUACAGAUACAGAGUAUGUAGAAGUCUAUAUUUGAUUUAAUGCUUGCUAGCCAGAAGCUUAAUAUAAUGGAUAUUUCAUCCAUUAUAUAAUGGAUAUUUUAUUUCAAGUAACAUAAUUGAAGUUAAUAUAUCCCCAUUAUAUGUUCUAGUAGAUCAGGUUUCUUUUCUAAACAUAUUUCUUCCAAUUUAAGAAGAUAUGGCCAUGCUAGAAAAUGAUAUAAAUAGUUUCUGUGUUGGAAAUUUGGAUCAUACUAAGGCAUACAGCAGGACAAUGUUAAUAUAUGGAAUACAUGUAUGUUAAUUUUAGUUUGGUGAAGAUUUUUUUAAUUAUUUUCCUCAUGCCUAAAGUGUUUGGAAGUUAUCUUAAAACAGAUCUCCUCACUGGUAAAAACUAUACUUCAUUAUCCCAUGUCAAUUUUACAUUGUUGUAUAAAAUCUGAUAAAUUAAAUAUGGAAGUAACAUAAUUAUUUUUUAUUUAAACAAGUGUACUGCCAGUAAUAAUUUGCAAGUUAUGAAAUUAAAAGGAAACAGGUAAGAUCAAACUUUCCUUCCUCAAGCGUGAAGAUAGCUUGAGAGUCUUUUAAUUGUACUUUUUGGCGUGCAAGAAAUGAAGAAUUAAUAUAAGAAUACUACCAUCAUGGUUUCAACUGAGAAUAUGUCAGUAAAAAAACUGUGAGGAUAUUUGGUUCUUAUUUUCUGGUCUGUUUUGAAACAUAAGUGGCUGUAAGUAGGGACAAGAGUUCCAUGAUACACAAAUAACCUGGAAGUAAAAUGUUAGUUUUACUUGCUCUAUUUAUCCCUGUAUUUUCCUAGAUCAACAGAAAAUUCUUUGUUAUACUUCCAUUUCUAUUCAUACAGUAUUUUUUUCAUUAAAAGUGGAUAUAGAAAAGCCAUUUUAUGUUCUGAGUGUUCUUAAAUCACCCUGUAUUUUUAACUCUGCUUGACAGAUGCUGCUUGUUACAUCUUCAUGAGGUUGGAAUUCAGCUUGAUGUGUCAUUAGUACUGAAAUGUGUCUUGUUAAUUGAAAAUUUUGAACUUAAGGCUUUUGACAGAACUUUAUUAUCACUGAUCUAUUAUAAAAAUGGGAUUUUAUGUUAAUCGGAACAAUUCCUGGGGAAGUCUUCUGGUACCAAAAUGUUACCCAGUAGUAUCAGCAACAAAGGGGACAAAAAAGUACAAGCUGCCCUUUAACUCUUUGUGCUACCUGCCUACAGAAUUCCCUGCAGCACAGGCACGAGAACAGGCUCUGCGUUACUACAGGCACCUGACUUUGCAGUAGGAGAGUAUGUGGAGGCAGUGGGAGAGGACAGCCUUGUCGCCACUUCUCCUCCUGAGCCGCCGGAGCAGGGCUAUGUGCAUGCCCAGCAUUG
Falco peregrinus (peregrine falcon) is the source of this 5335-nucleotide messenger RNA. It is a transcript of the gene MAP3K7CL, whose product is annotated as MAP3K7 C-terminal like. NCBI's taxonomy places the organism in Eukaryota, Metazoa, Chordata, Aves, Falconiformes, Falconidae. Gene Ontology annotation, cellular component: nucleus; cytosol. Bases 3441 to 3866 code for a protein of 141 amino acids. The record is from RefSeq and is a predicted model, not a curated record. The transcript is spliced from 6 exons.